CUCUUCUCUUCUUGCUAAACCCAAAGCUUUGGCACGUGGAAUGACAAAAAAUAAAAUUAAAUAAAUAAACUACUGCCGACGUGUCCAGCCUGACGUGGACACGGCGUUCUGCUUCUCUUUUGAUUUUGUCUGUUUGUUUGCUGAGAAAAGUUCUACAUUUUUUCCCCUCGAUUUCUCAUGGCUGUUUUUUCUGUUUGAUGAGAAGAAAGUAUGGGAGUGAGGAGUUACCUUCGUUUCCUCGUGCAUCUCUGCCAUUGAUUUUCUUUGUUAGAAAAGUACAAUUAUGUUUCUCUGUACUUUCCCUUUUCUGGGUUUUCUAAUUUAACUAAGAGAACCAAAAUGAGUUCUCAAAUUUAGCAAAGAGAACACAGUCUUUCUCUGGUUUUCCCAAUUCUCAAUGGUCCUCUGCCUCAACCAAGAAAACCCAAUUACGUUUAAGAUUGAUUUUUCACUUCUGGAUUCAUCUCUCUACGUCUUUCUCAGAGAUUUGGAUGUUUCUGUUUUUUUAACAGAGAGAUUAAGGAGGCUCUUGAAAUUGGCAAAAAUCUGAAGCUUUCAGCUUAAAAAGGAGUUUCAUUUUUUCCACAGGAGGAGGAGAUGGAGUUAAACAAAGAAAACAAGAAACGUCCUUCAUCAGACUCUCUUGUACAGCAAAGUCAAUGGCAACUGCACAAUUCUGACCCCCCAACAGUUGCCUUUGCUCGUUCUAUGGAUCUAAAUAGAGAAAACAAGAAACGUGCUAUAUCAGACUCAUUUUUACAGUGGAGCCAAUGGCAACUGCUCGAUUCUAUCCUUCCAACAGGUGGUUUUGCUCACUCUUUUGGUCUCGAGGCAGCAAUCCAAGCUCGUAUAGUCUCUUGUCCUGAAGAUCUCCAAACUUUUGUAAUCCAUCUGUUGGAGAAUACUGGAAGCUUACUCCUUCCUUUUGUCUAUUCUACAACAAUGUCGCCUGAUUUUGAGAACAGGCGCAAACUCGACAAAAUGUUGGAUGCAAUGUUAACUAAUGAAGUGAGUAGGAAGGCAUCAAUUUCACAAGGGUCGGCAUUGAUGAGGGUGGCUGCAUCCGUGUACUCGGAAAUACCAUCUCUUAAAUCUAUGAGGGAAGCUUCUUUAAGUUCUGGGGUUGUUUCUUUUCACCAUGCCCCUAUGUUUGGGGUUAUAUGUGGUCUGCUCGGGUUGGACAGCGCUACUUCUCAAAGAGCUUACAUGUUUAUUACAAUGAGAGAUGUUAUUUCUGCUGCAACAAGGCUCAAUUUGGUAGGGCCCCUUGGUGCGGCUGUACUGCAGCAUAAGAUUGCUUCUGUUGCUGAAGCUAUACUGAAUCGAUGGAAGGACCGUCCAGUUGAGGAAGCAUGCCAAACUGUUGCUUUGCUUGACAUUGUGCAAGGUUGCCAUGGCUACCUGUUUUCUAGACUGUUCUGUUCUUGAAGUCCCCAAAUAAAUGCAUCAAAUGGUGGAGCCUGCUUGAACUUUUCUUAAUCUUCUUUAGGAAAAGCUUCAUCCAAAGACUGAGGAAGCAUUUAAUUCAAAAUUCUCUUUUCAAGAUGUGGAAGUUCCUAGUUACAAAGAGAAAAUAUGUAUGACUCGAUUUCUUUCUGGUUUUCUUUCAACUCAUGGCAACAAAUACAGAACGGGGAAUUCAAAAAUAAGACCUACAGAGAAGCGCUUAGAUAGAUGCACAUAUUUAUGGCAACAUGUGGCAAACAAUUCAGAACACUCAUGGAAAAUCAGCCACAUAAAAUAUGUCAGUCAACGUAUACUUCACAGAUUUUCUUCCUUUUCAAUUUACUGCUGCUUACAGUAAUUUUCUAAAUUGGAACAAAUCUGUCAGGUUUGGCAAUCCAUAACAAUGACUAGGGUUUAUGGUUUUCUUUCUGGUUUUCUAUAACUUGUGAGAACCACUCCAAUAUCCGCUUUACUUUACCCUCAUUCCUUUUCAUUCAUUCUCGUUAUGAA
Messenger RNA from Prunus avium (sweet cherry), 1956 nucleotides. The record is from RefSeq and is a predicted model, not a curated record. NCBI's taxonomy places the organism in Eukaryota, Viridiplantae, Streptophyta, Magnoliopsida, Rosales, Rosaceae.